Telopea speciosissima is the source of this 1173-nucleotide messenger RNA. Its product is annotated as 29 kDa ribonucleoprotein A, chloroplastic-like. The coding region runs from base 61 to 912 and encodes 283 amino acids. The record is from RefSeq and is a predicted model, not a curated record. The transcript is spliced from 5 exons. Gene Ontology annotation, cellular component: cytosol. Gene Ontology annotation, molecular function: mRNA binding. Lineage: Eukaryota; Viridiplantae; Streptophyta; Magnoliopsida; Proteales; Proteaceae.
CUAGAUUUUUCCUUUCGCUCCUCCUUGGAACCUUAUCAGGAGCGACAUCACUGAACAGUCAUGGCUUCGACUUCUCUCGCCUUCCCAUCGCUCAAUCCCAAAACCCUAGCCGUUUCUAACACCCAAAACCCUUCCCCCACUCUCUUCUCCAUCGUCUCCCUAACUUCUUCUGCCAAAUGUAUUAACAGGCCUUCUUCUACUUCCAUUUCCUUUUCAUUUCCCUUAAUUAAGUCUAAGAGGUACGAGAACCUGUCGUCUUCGUCUUCGUCUCGUUUCGUUUCUAAAGUUGCUGUUUCUUCUGAAUUCGAGCAAGAGGAGGUCUUUAGCGAUGAACCUGAACAGAAUUUCUCUCCUGAUUUGAAACUCUUCGUAGGUAACCUCCCCUUCAGUGUCGACAGUGGUGAGCUCGCCGGACUCUUCGAACGUGCCGGAAAUGUUGAGAUGGUUGAGGUUAUUUAUGACAAGGUAACUGGAAGAAGCCGGGGUUUUGGGUUUGUGACCAUGUCUACGGCGGCGGAAGUCGAAGCUGCUGCUCAGCAGUUCAAUGGCUAUGAACUCGAAGGAAGGCCAUUGAGAGUGAAUGCUGGACCUCCGCCUCCUAAGGAAGGUGGUUCCGCAAGGGGACCACGAGGUGGGGGAGGUUUUGAUUCUGCCAAUCGGGUUUAUGUCGGUAACCUAGCAUGGGGUGUUGAUGAUUUAGCUCUUGAAUCCCUGUUCAGUGAGCAAGGAAAGGUAAUGGAGGCCAAGGUUGUUUAUGACAGGGAAAGUGGUAGAUCAAGGGGUUUUGGGUUUGUAACCUACAGCUCUGCUGAGGAGGUCAACAAUGCAAUUUCAUCCCUCGAUGGUGUUGACUUGAAUGGAAGAUCGAUCCGAGUGACCGUGGCUGAAUCCAGGCCGAGGCGCCAAUUUUGAUUUUGGGAUUUUGCUACCUGUUUAAUCAAGAAAAGACUUUUGAGGUCCCUCCGGAGCUGAAUGAUGAUAUGCCAAAACGACUUACAGCUAGUCUUAUAUCAAAGGUAUAAGUACCCCCAGACAUGAAUGACACUGUUUCCUGUAUUUGUUCUCUGCCUGGGGAUAUCGUUGAUACCACACGUCUUUUGAAAUCUUAGUGUAUGAAUACAAUGUAAGUUUUGAUGAGUCGCAUAUGAGAUUGAUCAGCCAUUCUGUUGCUGC